Molecule: messenger RNA, 1241 nt
Organism: Aureobasidium pullulans EXF-150
Lineage: Eukaryota; Fungi; Ascomycota; Dothideomycetes; Dothideales; Saccotheciaceae
Exons: 1
Coding region: 52-864 (270 amino acids)
Source: RefSeq, a predicted model, not a curated record
ACAAUAGCAGUGGCUACCGCCAUCAAAGACCUACCUAGCGAAGUGCUUGAGAUGAUUGCCAACAAUCUCGACCUUAAGGAUCUGGCUCCUUGCCGUCUUGUAUCAAAGUCUAUGUCAGAGGCCGCCAACAAUCGCUUUGCCAAAGUGUUCUUCUCACGCCGUUUCCACGUUGCUUCUUCGUACAGCGUCAAGGCACUGGUGGACAUUACUGCGCACCCAUUCUUCGGCAAACAUGUCACGGCAGUCAUCAUGGACGGCGUCCGUAUGACCAAGCACAGAUCCCGAGGCGGUCCCACACUCUGGACGGAUCCCUAUGACGAGGAAGAAGAGAUGCGCGAUGAUUCGGAAGAGGAAAGUGCCAGCAUUCUCGACAACGCCUUUGUCCGAUCAGGUCAAUGCCAAAGCCUCCUCCAAAAGGUCUUUGAGAACAUCAAAGGAUACGGCAACAGCGUCGAGGUCGGUGUCGGUGAUUGCAAGUACAACAACGGAGUCAGAAGUUUCGGACGCAAGGCGCUUCUCAAUCACAAAGUCUUGUACACCUACUUUAUGGCAGAGACGUUGGGACUCACUCUCGCAGCAGCAGAAGCGGCUAAAUGUCCUAUCCAAAAAUUACGUGUCGACAUCCAAGGAGAAGCAGGAGAAGACUACCGCCAGAAGUCUGUUCGUCUUGACAUGCGCGACAACCUGCAAGAGAUUGGAAGAGCAUCGGCACAGGGCACGGAAGAUCUGAUCAAAGAUACUCAGGAGCAGUCGAUUGAUCUGUUGAAGCAGAAAGUGCUGCUCGUGCGCUUUAACCAUGUUGAAUAUGCUGGUGUCAUCAAGAUCAUCGUGCCCAACAUCCAGACACAGGGAAGCGAGGUUUAGGUGCAGGGAAUUGAGGCCAAACAGUAUUGAAGCAAGGAGAGGAAGAUGAUGUUGUUCUCGAUGACAAAGAUGAGUACCUCGGAUGGUGGAUUGAGUAAUAAAAGAUAGUCACAGAGAGUGCAGACCUUUCAUUACUCAUUCAAACAACAAGACAGACUCUCCCUCCAUGACACUACAUCCAUUUGCCUGCUACGUUGAGCUUGUUAUGUCUGAGGAAGUAGCGACAGGCAAAUAACUAAAGGCGGAAUACCAAAAAUGGCUAACAACCAUGUGCAACUCCCUGAUCAAACUUCCUAAGCUUAUGGUGACGUUGCGUCUGAUCAGAACUCUCCGUUCAGCAGUGUGAGUGUCUCAACAUUCUUUCCCAGAACACUUGG